This is a messenger RNA of Xiphias gladius (swordfish), 5045 nucleotides long. It is a transcript of the gene pbxip1a, whose product is annotated as pre-B-cell leukemia homeobox interacting protein 1a. The transcript has 10 exons. NCBI's taxonomy places the organism in Eukaryota, Metazoa, Chordata, Actinopteri, Istiophoriformes, Xiphiidae. The record is from RefSeq and is a predicted model, not a curated record. Bases 187 to 2823 code for a protein of 878 amino acids.
CUUCUUUGUGUUCAACUUGAUACGAGUCGAGCAGGUGUUUGAAGUGUUCGCCAUUAGCGGGGCCCGAGUGAGAACGCGGAAGAGUGGGAGUGGGAAUAUUCAGCCUGCCGUCCUUUGUUUACCAUCAUGUGUGCGCCUUGAUUUUGGUUGCUACAACAACCACAGCCCCUGAAUUUUGUAUCUCAUAUGUGCAAAACAGAACCCAAGCGCGCACAGUGUUGUCGACAAGCGUAUGGUGUUUUGCGUCAGGCAUGUUCAGUGAAGAAACGCCGUUUCCGUCGUCGUCCGCAGGAAUACCGUAAAGGUGAAUCUGCACCGUGCUGUGCCAAGCUGAGCCGGAGGAGGGCGAUGUCUGACAACAGCAAUAGCACAGGCAGCAGUGCGUCCUCAACCAACAGCUGGACCCUCCUCUGCCCCGAGGAAGCUGCUGUUGAGAAUGUUGGACCUGUGGACGACGGCACUGAGAGCCUGGGCGACGUUCCCAGUCUGUCUGAGGAGGUGGCAGGAGCUGCUGUGGAGUUCAAACCAAGUGACAUUCCAGUAGAAACUAUCCUGUCUGAGGAAGGCCAUCAGGUGUGUCAAGAGACCUCUCCAGAGUCAAGUGAGGGUCCCAUCCCUUCUAGUCCGGUCCGGAUGAGUCCUCUACCACACAACCCCCUGGACUCUGCAGACCUUGACCUGGAGAGUCACCCUCCAGUUAUCCAUGAUAUUGACACCAGCUCCCCCAGUGACAAUGAUCAUCUAGGAGGCAUACCCUUUGUCACCAACAUUGAUUUGGGGGCUCCACUCGAUAUUCCUGCUGCCCAACUCCCCCCAGCAGAGCCUGAGGAGUCAUGCUCUGCUCCUCCCAUGACUGAGAUCCCUGUCUUUACAAAACCAGAUUUUGACACGCCUGCUGAUAUUGGGCCACUUCCUGGGAGCCCUGCUGGGGAGAGUCCUGUCCUCACUUCUGAACUUGAGGUUAACAUCACCACGGAGACCAUUGCAGCCACCGAUCCUCCCUCUCAUCUUGAUGCUGCUAUCAGCUUUGUUCCAGAAAGCACAGAGCUGCCAAGCCCAGUCCCAGUGAGCCUGGUGACAGAAGACCCCACUGAUGAAAGUCCUGCACCAGAGACUUUGGGUUCAGCAGAAGCAGAGGAGGAGGAAGUAGUGGAAAAAGAAGCAACAGAGCCCUCUGAGACAGUGACCCAGGAUGAGAGAGAAGAAGAAGAAGAAGAAGAAGAAGUAGAACCAUCAACUAGUUUUGAUUUGGGAAACACAAGCAGCUUCGAUGAUGGACUGAGGAGGAGGAAUGUCCCCUCUUUUGAGGCGUCGAGAUCAAGAACAUCAGAUGAGGAAGAUGAGGAUGAGGAAGUGGAGUUCAAGCUGGCUGAGAAGAAGGGGGAAAAGCCAUGGUUCUCCUUGGACAAAUGCAUUGUGGGUGCUCUGAUCCUGCUCUUUUUAGGUUCCCUCUUCCUCUCAGGUGACUUUGACGCCUCUGAACUGAGUGAUGGAGAACAAAGCCAGGACUGGCUUAGCACUGAUCCACAGGAUAUGAAAGAGUUAUUGGAUAAACUGACACAGGAAAACCAACAAAUCGCUCAGCUAGAGGCUCAGCUACAGUCUCAGAAAGAAGAACUCGACUCAGCGCUGAAGGUAGUGGCAGCAAGUGGUGAUGAAAAAGGUAAAGCAGAUCUGGAAAAAGAAAAUGCAAAGUUGAAAGAGGAGCUGUCAUCUCUGCCUAAACUGAAGAAAGAGCUGGAGAGUCUGAGGGCCAGGGUGACCGAACUCAGCCAGCUCACAGCUGAUCAAAAAAUGCCUCCAGCUACUCCUAGUCCAGCCCCUCAGCCUGGUGACAAAGAUGGUCAGAGUAACCAGAAAGCAGCUGGACCUGAGAGGAGAAAGGACACAAAUAGGGGAGGCAGGCUGAAGGAGGAACUCCAGAGACAGAAGGUUCUUUUGGAGGAGAGCAGAAAGAGACUCGAGGGGAUGAAAAAAGAUGGAGGUGGCAGGAAACGCGUCAGGGAUAGUUUGGAGGAGAUCCAGAAGAAGAUUUCUGAACAAGUUGAGAAGUGGGGGAAGAAGAAGCCACAGGAGUCCAAAUGGAAAGGACACAAAGGCAAAAACAAUGAGUGGGACCAUGGGAAGAAAGAAGAAAAGAAAGAGUGGAGAGGAGAGAAAGAGUAUAAGCACAGCAAGGAGGGAGGAUGGAAGGACAAAGAGGAGAAGGAGAAAGAGUGGAAGUCUCAGAAGCAAAAUUCUCACAAAGAGGCAUGGAGGAAACACCAGGACGAGUGGGAGAGGAAGAAGGACGAGCGCAGAAUGGACAGAGAGGAGAGGAGGAAGGAGAAACCAUGGCACAGCCGGCCUAGUAAAAAGUCUCACCACAACAUCCAUCAUCAUCAGCACCAGCAUCACCAGCCCCGCCAGUCUCAUCAGUACAACCACAACAUUUUCUGGAGAGACCAGGAAAAGAAGCUCCGACACAACAUCCACCCCCAGCUGGGCUGCAGCUCUGUGGACGACUGCGCCAGCAAGGAGGGGCUGUACACAGUGGAGCUGUCCGAGUUUGAGGAACUGCUGGAGGGCUACCUGAGCAAGCUUGAAGGAUCUUCAUCCGAGAGCAAGGACAAGAUCCGAAAGCUGACUGCAGAGUUUUUCGAGGACGGCGUGUUUAUCCACGACAGGGUUCUUUUCAGUGACUUUGCUGAGGAUGUAGCAGACAUUUUGGAGGACAUGGCGGACGUUUUAGAGGAUGACGGGCAGAAGGAUGACGACUCCCUGGAGGAGGAGAUGGAGGAGUUUGAACGAGAAGCCCUCUGGAAGUUUGCUGCCACCGCUUAAAUAGAGACACAUAGGGGAAAGGAGUAAAAUACAACACUAAGAUACAACACAAGUGGUGGUUUUAUAGGACAUUUCUUGCCUACCUUCUCCUCUUCAGAGCUGUAAUUGUAGUAGCUUCUGGUACAGAGUGGUUGUGCCUCUCAUAAAUGUGUCCCUUUGAGUCUUUAAUUAUAAGCUAGACUUGUACUUGUCAUUUUGGACUUAGUUGUUGUUACCUACCUCUGUCAGGUCAUGCCUCCUACUGCGAAAUCCUUCAGUAAUGUGUUGUGUGGAUUUUCUUCUUCUAUAUAGUGUUUUGUCAGUACCAAGUGCAUGUUGAAGUUCAUAAUUUAAAUUCAAACUGAUAAUAUUCAGAUCACACAAAAAACAGGGUUUUAAAGAGGUAGUAUUAGCAAAUAACUCUGUUGAGCACCAGUACAAUGGAGUUAAAUCUAUUCAUACAGUUCAUAUAGUAUUAGAUAAGUUGUCAAAUACAGAAAGACAUGUUAAAUUGACUGUUAAAAACUUUUUUGGUCACUUGACUUUCUCCCUUGUCAAGAAAUACAAACUGCCUCUACUCCAAACAGGUUAAAACAAAUGCUAAGAAAUUUUUGCAGAUACCAUUUGCCUCUAGUCGAGUGUAACUCUCCAAUCCCAGGGGAUGAGAUCCCGGUUCUUUCAGUGAUAAGAAUAAGAUCAGGUCAGACCAGUUUUGUGUCAGCAGCUCGUCAGUAGAUUUGGGCAAACACACAGGGAGCGCUGUUUUAGAGCCCUAAGCGUUUGGUUUCUAGAUUUGAAAGACGGUCCAUGCUCCAACUCCCAACUGUCAGUUGAAAGCAGAUGUGUGGAGCGAGGAACCAGUUUGUGAAACUUCAAAAAAAAAAAAAAAAAAAAUUGGACAAACUGAUUUUUAUAUAUAUAUAUAUAUAUAUAUAUAUAAAAAAUUAGUUGAAUUGAUGACUGCUAAACCACUUUAGCACUUUUUUCAAACAUUUACAGCAGUUUUUUUUCUCACUAUUUACUUACUUUUCUUUUUUUAGACCACCGGUUCUCUUUAAUAUUUUUUUUGUAAUGUAGCCAUGGGGACCUCUAACACGUGAUCUACAUAUACUGGGUAUCCCAGAGUACGCAAGUACGCAGAGUAAAAAGUAGAGAGCUUGAUGAUCUUCUAAUAAUCCCCAAAGUCAUUCAUUUAAUGAAUUUGUUAAUUCAUCUAAAUGAGAUUGAAAACCAAACCAGUACAUAUUUUGUUAGUAGGUUGAUGCAAAUUGACAUGGACACAAGUGACUUGGUGGUAGCUGUUUGGUUCUAGAGAAAAAAUAUAUAUAAGGAAGCUGCUACAUUUCAUUUUGUUUUCUGAGUUGAAUAAGCCAGACAAAGGCUAAACAAGAAUGGUACAAAACAAUGUCUCUAAAGUAGUGCAGCAUUACUUUUUAGUGGAAAUAAAAGAAUUGCUUUUUUCUUUCAGUUUCUGAUCUUAGUCAUAUUUGAUCAUGAAAGUUUUCCUCUUUAGGUGGAUGUUAAGUGCAAGUUAAAAUCGACAGGUUGUGAUUGUUAGUUCUCCUUUUCAGUGAUUGAAAGAAGCUUUGAAGUGUUAUAUUUAUUUAUUCAGUCACUACACUGCAACUCUUUUCUUAUUAUUAACUAGAAGAACCACAGACUUUGUUCUAGGCCAUACACAUUAAAUGUGAAAAUGGUGAAGUGUUCAGUUACUUUGGGUUUCAGAAAUUUAGUUUUCCAGCUGCUGCAUACGUGCCUUUAUUAUUAUAAAUAUGUUAGAUUGAACAAGAGGUCUUUAAUUUCAUUUGCUUCUGCUAGGUUAAAAAGAAAACAAGUUUACACUACUUGGAGUUUUACUUUGUUGAUAGGACGGAGAAUUAAUGUCAGAGAGUUUACUUUACUGAAGUGUUGAACAGAUUUUGUUAAACGUUGUCUUAUCUCCAGUUUCUACAGAGGAACUUUUUUUUUUUUAAAGUUUUUAGACCAAAUGGAUCAAAAGAAAGCUUUACAAGAACAGAUGAAUCCUUUAAUGAAACACACGUAUUAAAGUUUAAUCAAUAUCUGAGCUUUUUGUCUUUGUGGGACAGCAGUGGGGCUCUGUGCUUACUAAUAAUGUGGCACAGAUGUGCAUGUAAUUGAUCUCGGGACAAAUGUAUUGAUAAAUGUGGAUCAUUUCUAAUUUUUCCCAUUCAUCAGUUAUGUCCUCUUUACGGAAGUCAGUGUUAAGUUCAAUAAAUUUUUCA